AUGGCCCUUGCCAUCCGUCAAAACGCUGCUCUUCGCGCGGGCAGGCCCGCCGUGGCCUCCCGGCGCCCUGUGAUGGUCCGGGCCGCUGCUGUGGGAGGUAUCGCGGGGGAGGUGCCCGAUAUGAACAAGCGCAACAUCAUGAACCUCAUCCUGCUCGGCGGUGUGGCUACUCCCGCCACGGGCAUGCUGGGCGCCUACGCGGUGUUCUUCGUGCCCAAGUCGGCUGGCGGUGGUGCUGGUGGUCAGGUCGCUAAGGACGCGCUGGGCAACGACGUCAAGUCCAACGCCUGGCUGGCGACCCACGCUAAGGGCGAUCACAGCCUGGUGCAGGGCCUCAAGGGCGACCCCACCUACCUGGUGGUGACCCCCGAGGGCACGAUCGAGAACUACGGCAUCAACGCCGUGUGCACCCACCUGGGCUGCGUUGUGCCGUGGGUUGCGCAGCUUGGGCAGCAGCAGCAGCAGCAGCAGCAGCAGUGGUAUCAACAAGCCGAGAACAAGUUCAAGUGCCCGUGCCACGGCAGCCAGUACGACGCCACUGGCAAGAAGAUCCGCGGUCCUGCUCCUCUGUCGCUGGCUCUGGCCCAUGCGAACGUGGACGCCGCCGACAACGUUGUGCUCAGCACCUGGUCCGAGACUGACUUCCGCACCGACGAGGCCCCCUGGUGGAAGUAA
This is a messenger RNA of Monoraphidium neglectum, 675 nucleotides long. RefSeq names its product cytochrome b6-f complex iron-sulfur subunit. Gene Ontology annotation, molecular function: 2 iron, 2 sulfur cluster binding; oxidoreductase activity. The coding region runs from base 1 to 675 and encodes 224 amino acids. The transcript is spliced from 8 exons. Gene Ontology annotation, cellular component: plasma membrane. The record is from RefSeq and is a predicted model, not a curated record. NCBI's taxonomy places the organism in Eukaryota, Viridiplantae, Chlorophyta, Chlorophyceae, Sphaeropleales, Selenastraceae.